Messenger RNA from Neoarius graeffei (lesser salmon catfish), 1062 nucleotides. It is a transcript of the gene zp3f.2, whose product is annotated as zona pellucida glycoprotein 3f, tandem duplicate 2. Gene Ontology annotation, molecular function: acrosin binding. Gene Ontology annotation, biological process: egg coat formation; positive regulation of acrosome reaction; binding of sperm to zona pellucida. The record is from RefSeq and is a predicted model, not a curated record. The coding region runs from base 1 to 1035 and encodes 344 amino acids. Gene Ontology annotation, cellular component: extracellular matrix. The transcript is spliced from 10 exons. NCBI's taxonomy places the organism in Eukaryota, Metazoa, Chordata, Actinopteri, Siluriformes, Ariidae.
AUGUGUUUCUUUUGGCUGGGGUUUGUCCUAGUAACUGUAAAUGUGGUGUUGGCCCAAAAAGAUGUUCAAGUAAAAUGUGGAAAAGACUCCCUUGUAGUCAUGUGGAAGGUUAUUGAAAACCUGGCUGAAACACCCUUUGAGCUUCUACUGGGUGAUUGCUUUCCUUUGAAGUUCUCAUCUACAGCUGAUGGAGGACGGGAGGCAGUUUUCCACUAUCAUUUUUCUGACUGCCAUUUCAGACAAAGGGAAACGCCUGAGAAGCUGAUCUAUGAAAAUGAACUGACUUUUAGGCUGUUAUCAAAGUCAAAUUCUUCAGUGAUUGUCUACCCUAUUAAGUGUGUUGCUGAAAGGCCUUUUCCAGUUGUGAAGCCUGCUGUUGGAGUCUUACAAGGUCAAGGAGAGUUGACUUUUCAUUUGGAUCUUUUGAAUGAUGAUCUAAGUGGUCUGGCAUUAUCCAACUCCUUUCCUCUUGGUUCCAUGAUUAACAUUCGUGCUUCAGUAAUGCAGCAAACUCAUCAGUCCCUAAUGAUCUAUCUGGAAGAGUGUGUUGCUUCGAACACCCUAGUACUUGAACCACAGUCACUGACCUAUCCUAUAAUUAAUAAGGGAUGUCUUGUGGAUGGAAAAUCUGGGUCCUCUAGUUUCUUGCCAAGAAAUCAGUCCUCUUCACUUGUGCUUCAACUCCAAGCCUUCAAAUUUGCAGCAGAGCAAGAAGUGGAUGCAUCCACAUUGGUGUACAUCCAUUGCAAACUAGCAGUAUGGAACCCAGAUGAUUUAAAUGAAGAAAACAAAGCUUGCAAUUAUGACAAAUCUAGUGGAAAGUGGGAACUUUUAGAUGACCCUUUCCAAUCUGAUCUAUGCAAUUGCUGUGAUUAUGGCUGCAAUCAAGAGGCAGUACAGGAUUUACAAUCAGCCCUAGCGCUCCAAGGACCAACUCGAAGUUCUGUUGUGGGACCACUGCUUUUAACGUCACCUACGGUACUGAAUCAAGUUUCAAACCCAGUUGUUCAGCCACAUGUUCCCACUGCCUGGUAACUUGGACAAAAUAAAUGCUUGUUGUGC